This is a messenger RNA of Falco peregrinus (peregrine falcon), 9330 nucleotides long. It is a transcript of the gene RSPH1, whose product is annotated as radial spoke head component 1. Gene Ontology annotation, biological process: axoneme assembly; spermatid development. Gene Ontology annotation, cellular component: motile cilium; nucleus. The record is from RefSeq and is a predicted model, not a curated record. NCBI's taxonomy places the organism in Eukaryota, Metazoa, Chordata, Aves, Falconiformes, Falconidae. The coding region runs from base 8087 to 9040 and encodes 317 amino acids. The transcript is spliced from 10 exons.
CCGCCGACCCACCUGUCACCCCGGCGGCCUCUCCCACCCCGGGCGCUCCGGAGCGGCGGCCCGACGCCCUCUGCUUUUGCCUCUGGUUCCCUCAUCCCAGCAGGGCGUUUCCGUUUGCAGCAACCGUACGUAUUUCAAAACUUAGUUAUUUAUAUAAACGUGUACUUGCAGCUGCAGCUGUAUUUCUUUAUAGCGACCACCUCACCAGUGCAGAUAACCCUGCGCUGGUUAGUUCAUCCAAACUGAACAGCUGCCUACAGUCACCUUGUGCAGGUUUUGAUUUCUCUGUAUAACUGUUUAUGCCUUGUAAAGUAUCACCUGCCUGGCACAAGAAACCCACUUAAGAUGCUCACUAAAAUGUUCAGUUUUAUUUUGUUUCUUCCCUCUCAUCCUGCACUGCCUGCCCUGGUAAUACCAAUAAAAGAAAUUUUGACUCCCAGUGUGAUAUUACUUAGGCCCCAUAUUUCAAACGCUGCAGACACGUUGGUUAGCUUGGCUCUGCCAUCCCACUGGCACCUUUCCUUCACUUUCUGCCAGUCAAUAAACAAGCCCUCCUCCCUUAUGACAAUGUUUGCAGAACCAGGGUCUCGGUGCUACACCUGGACCAUUGCAAAUGCAGAUGGGUGUUACACAACCUGCUGCUUUUAAACUUGUCACUGGCAGUUGUUGAUUCCUGCUCAGGCUCACAUCCUUCUAGCUGAGAUUUGCAAGCAGUUUGUCAGAGGUUAAAAAAGUCUUCACAACACGUCCCCAAAUGCUAGAAAGCUCCUACUUGAAAAGCUAAUACACUGCUUUUGAUUUUCAUCAAUCUUACCUUUUAAGGAGACUUUUGGUUCACAGAUAAAAGCAAAAGCCACUGCUUGGCAUCAGAAGGUCUCACGUUAGCACAGCUUUUACAGAACCAUGUUGCAGUAUAAGACAACUGACAGUCAUCCAGUGUCUCAGGGAAAGGACAGUGCAUAGUUGCUUUUUGACAGUACAGCUCCAUGUCUUUUAUGAAUCCAAAAGAAAAAUCAUCUGCCCCAAACCCUCAGCAGCUCAGCUGAAAUGGCUGAUGCCCUGGGCAACAGGGCUUAGUUAACUCUUGGAGGGCUCUUAUCAUUUGGAGGUGGAGCACAAACAUGCAUGUCCCAGCACUGCUUUAGCUCUCCGCAUGUCCUGUCCCCUGUAUGAUGAUGGUGUGUGAACUGGAGGAGGAAAUACUUCUAGCCUCCUUUGUUCUUCUGAGCAGGCAAGUUGUGGAAGUGCCCUUGUUUUACCAAGAGGGCAUUAGUUCUCUGGGGUGGAAAAGCACAUGGUAACAUCAGAUAUAGAUGGUGGAGUUACAGCCAGAAUGAAGCAUCUCUGUAUGUUGAUAUUUAUCUUUUCUGCUGUAACAACCAUUUAGCAGAGGUAAAACUAGUCAGGGAAUGCUCCUCCAAAAACAGUGAAUUGCAUGAAUCAUGUUGCUGCACUUUUGUACCAGCACAGGGAGGCACCCAGGCACUGUCUUUUCUGACUGGCACGAACACAGAAAAAUGAUUUGUCUCUUUACAACAGAAAAGGUCAGACCCAUCACAGUGCAUUUGUUUGUAUAUAUGAUUAGCCAUCCCAAAUUAUCACAACGACUAUCAUCAUCAUGUGGGAUCCUGAUAUUUUUAAAAUGGAUGUCAGCUUGGCCCUUUUUAAGUUCCUUUAAUAAUUUAAACUUGCUUGAGUAUCCUUCUAUCUUCAGUUACAAGCGACUUGCAAAAAGCGUGACCUAAACAGCCGCAGAAAUCUCUGAUAUUUUUUCAUACUUAAAAGUAGAAACUGCAUCUCCCAUUAAAAUAAACGUCCCUCAUAACCCAUUCCUCUAACAUCAUGGAAACCUGCUGGCUGUCACACUUGGCAGCUGAGCAGCUGCUCUCUCUGCUAUGCCGGUGCUGGUCACCAGCAGCUACUACAGUUGCCAGAAGCUGUCAAGUAAGUACAAAUGCAGAGGGAAGUGGCAGCAUGAGCUUGUGCUGUUGGUUGCAAAACAGCCUGCUGGUAUAGAGUAUCAAAGGAGGGCCAGAGGUUCCUCGGAGAUAAAAGGAGAUCUACAGCCAGGAAUAAAUGGUUAAAAAAACACAGAACACACACACACAAACACAUUUUAAAUAACAUAUUCGAUCUAGAGCCUCACAGAAAAAAAUAAAAAAGUCAUUUUGCCAGUUCCUUUGCAGAAGGAAGUACAAAUGAAAGAUACAGUCCAGUAAAUGGCUGUAUUGAGUAGCAAGCGUGGCAGUGGUUUGGCUUCCUAAGCCUCUAGCAAUGUUCACACUAGAGGAAAUAGAAAAGGGCAUGUUCUUGUCUGCAAAACCAAACAGAAGUAAAGAUGUAUGAGUUGACAGAUGCUUAGCAUGCCUCUCCUGGUGCUUCUCUCAGAAAAGGUACCCUAAUUUCCUGGUUGACAGUUAAAUUUUAUGUCUGCUGAACAAGAGUGGUUAGUGCUCUUAAGUCCUGAAGUAGCAAAACAUACUGAAGUUAGUGGAUGUCAGCAUAGUCUUUCCUUUGCUGAACAGGUGAUGCUGGUUGCACAGAGGUCUGAAUGCAGACUAUGGUAACCUUUAGCUGAUUAAUGUAUUCAUUUUCUUUCCAGUAGAUUGCACAAGUAUAUUUUAGUAUUCAUAAUUGCACAGAUGGAAAAGGCUAAUCUGUUUUGCCACUGAGUGAUCUCUAUGUCUUAGGGGAUCAGAAAAGUUCAUAACUUCUUUAUAUAAUACUGGGUUGUUAAAUAGUAUUUUACUAUAUAAAAAUCGAUAUUUACUUAGGCUUUAUUCCACACAAGUAGCAGGAUUCUCAAGACUGAUAUAAUCACAGCUUUUAGUUGCCAUUAUUAGUUUUACAUGCUUUGUUUUCCCAACAGAGCAGCUGGGAUAUUGUAUAAGCAAUUCACAUUAACACUGGCAGCAAUCCAAAUAUGACCUGCCAUCAAGCCUUGGCAGACAAAAAAAAAAAAAUGUCCAAAAGAGCCAAAAUAGAAAGAGACUUCAAAAGCUAUGCCUGUAUAUAUGGAAGUAGACAGGUAUAGCAGUGGCCGCACUUAGAAAUGGCUGGAGGUAAGCCAGCUGUGGUCUGGAAGCUAUCUAGCUGAGACAGCUAUCCUGCCUGUUGAGAAAUUUUGGAGUCGGCACAGAGCCACAUUAAUGUGACUGCAUAGUUUCCAGACUGCUACUUUCAUCGCAUCUAGCUUGCCAGGAAGCUAGUGGGAAUCACCAGUGAGUAGCUUUAGGAAGAAACCAAUGGACAAGACCACUGUGCCAGCACAGCCUUUUCCCCAGCCAGACCAGGAUGGUACCUGAGUACUAAAGGCUACUUAUGAAGAAAAAUUCCUAUAGCAAGUGGAACAUUGAGAGGGAGGGGCAGUAAAACUCCCUCCAGGCCUCCUACAUAAAGAUAGAUACUGCUAUGACUGCAGGGGACAUUUAGGAAUAAUGGCAUUUAUUUGAGCCCUGUGUGUUGCUUAGCAGGUCUCUGGUUCCAUCCAGAAAAAUGAGAUCAGUGGUGCUGACCGUAUGCUACUCUGACUCACCCCAGGGUUUUCCAGAGGGGUGGGCAGUGGGACUGUUAAAUCACCUCCCACCGUCUAAGGAAAGAUCUAUAAAAAAGCAGUUGUGGCAGCAGGGGUGUCUGUUGGGGUAGGAUCUGCUGGAAGGAGUCCUGGGCAGAGCUGCUGCACGUGACCUGUUGCUACAGCAAUCAGUGGCCCCUUUAGGUAGGAUGGAGGUUCCCUGGGUGGAGACUUAGAUCAAUUCUCAUACCUUCAGCCACCUGUUCACAGAAAAAUGAACAAGAAUGUACUGAGAGUGCAGAAUUAAAAAAAAACCCAAACAAACACCAAGCUGUAUUAUUUUAAACGGAAUCUGUAAAACAAUAUAUAGAUAAUUUUUCAUUACAAAAGAAGAACAUCUAUUUUGAGGAACUUAUCUUGAAUAAUUUAAUUCUGCUUCCAGCAGAAAAUGGGAGACUUUCUCUUGUUACUUUGCCCUUAUUUCUACUUUUCUUAAAUUUCCUGGAGAGCUGAGUGGAAGUGAAGAAAUGGCUACAGAAACAAUUGCUGAGGAUUAAACAGAUGGAAACAAGCGAGUAGACUACCAAUCGAUUUAAUUUCUCCAUGUUUGUGGACUUGAUCACUGGAGGGCAGUUAAACGAGAAAGGAGGACUAAGGCAUUAUUUUAAUAGAAAUCAAAUACCUGAACAGUUACAAAUACCGUGGUAAAACACAGUAGACCAGAACAGAAAGCUUAUACUAAAGCAGUUGCCUUGCAAGUCAUGUCUAAGAAGAUGAAGUACCUUUAAAGGUAUUCAAGCUGACAGGAAUGGGGAGGCAGCAAAUUAGUCCCAUCUACCUCAGUCAUUUCCUUCUCUAUUGAAUCCAUUCUGAGUUACCAGCUAAGGAUUUCAGAUAGUAUGGACAAAAGGACUGGACUUCUUAAGCUGUAUGUCACAGCUAUGACUAAAUAAGUAAGCUUAGGUUUGAGGUUUUGUUCUUUUAAUGAAACAAAACCCAUUUCCAGAGGAAAGUAGAGAAAAAUGUAGUAUUAACACUGCUUUAUUCUUAUACUGACUAUAAAGUAUUUUUUUAUCUCAUGAAUAUCAACUGCUUUCUUGUUAGCAGUAGUAACGCUGACUGUUGUAAGUCUUGAGAAGAGACAUUAGCAACAAUUUCCUAAAUGGAAUAGAAGUGACCAAGCACUUUAGUGGAACGGGAGAUCCCUUAGGUAAAAGAAAAUACUUGACAAUUUUCCCUUAUUUCUGAAGAACGGAAUGCACUCUGUACUUCAAAAUGAGCAGUUAGGUCAGAGAAAUGGGAGGCAGGGUAUAAAUACAGCAGAACACUUUCCCUUGGAUAUUUUGCAGGAGGGAACUGAAACUUUAUAUUUAGCCAAGAUGCAAAAAAGUAUUAUUGGUAUUUCAAGAAUGGCUUUCAUACAAACAUUUCUUUUCUAAUCAUCCCACCUUCAGGAUAUCCCAAUGUUAAUUGUACUUGGAGGAGGCAGCGUAAACUGGAUGCCUAGAAAGGUCAUUUACUUGUUUUCCUGGCUUGGUUAUGAGCACAAAAAGAGGCUUUCUUUACUCAGUAUACAAACAUACUGAACAGCUUUCAUUUUGCCUGUAAAGGGCUUAAAAAGAGCUGUGUGGAGAGAAGUUCCCAUUUUGCAAAGGGUUUUGACAUUUUAGAAUCUGUUUUCAUUCUGAACUGGAGGAAAAAUACCCCAAUAUAUGGAAGUUAGUGACAGUAAAUUCCACUUUGUCCACGGUUUGCUCCCAUGAGCUAAAAAAAUAUUUUGAAUUCUUAAAAGUGUGUCUGGUAGUAUAUAUUGCAGAAUAAUAAAAAGGCCUGAAAUGUUUAUUCCCAAAUAAGAAGUCUCUUUUAGAUAUUACUUUAAUUCCUAAUCCCAGUUUUCUUCCAAAAGGCUGGUGAAAUCACCCUGGUUUCUAUUCAAGUUUCAGGAGGAAGAGAGCUGGUUUCAUGUUUUUUCCUGAGAACUCCAGUUUACACUUUGCUAGUAUCUGAUACUGACCAUGGAGUACUCUAGACUGUGGUUUUAGCUUUUAUAAGGAGAAAGAUGUAAAUGACUGUCUUCUAAGAGAUAACAAAAUAUUUCCCUACAGAUUCCUGUUCUUUAAAUUCCUGUCAAAAGACAUAAUCUUGCCCGGGUCUGCCCUACCAAAAGCCAUAAAUGGUCAUUUGCAUCUCUAAUUUAGCCCAGAGCAAAACUCAAACUGACUUGAGUGCCCAAGGACUGGCCCUCACAAAGUGCUGUCAGUAAUCACUGAACAGUAUGUGAAGUGAGGAAACCACACUGCGAAUCAGGCAAAUUACCUUCACUCUUCCUAUUAAUUCUGAAUUUGUUAAUUUUUUAAUUUGAAAAGGCGGCUCCCUAGAGCCACAUUGCUGGCAGGGUGGAGAGAAGCUGGUUCACAGGGGCAUUGCCCCUGGAAGAAGGAUGCAUGGUAGAACAGGGGCAUAGAGCAGGGGGCUCCUAGAGGGCAGGAAUGCUGGAGUGCACCCUGCAUCAAUUAAGAAGCAUGCUGCCUUUACCACAUCAGUGGUGAUGUGUGCACCCUGCUGUAUUUUUAUCACCCCUUUGAAGCAAGAGACUGAUUGCAAUAUAAAGGCAAACAAAUAGUACUGUUGUUUCUAAUGUUCACUGUGCAACGUGUGUUUUCAAAGCUUAAUCAGUGCUGGAAGGAGCCCCCAAGGCCAGGCCUGGCACAGCAUUUUUCUUGCAAAACCUCAGCACUGCCAAAAGUCUCCCAUUUCCUAACACAAGGUAAAGUCCAAAGAGAGCCAGGAGUGUAGCAGGCCUUAGAAGUGCCUUUUGGCCAUUCCUCCCUAUGGAGGAGCACUCUGGCUAAAUUCAAAGUGAGGACCUGCAAAGCAGGAUAAAGGGCUGUCCAGGGCUGUCCUUUCCUGCAGGAGUAAACUUACAGGGUCCUGUGCCUAGCAGUCUUUUUCUUUGCUGUAUCACUGUCUGCCUCUGUUUGUAGACACCUCUAGCAGCAACAGCUUUGGGUUUCUCUGAAGUUUUCUGUCCCUCCAGGACUUCUGCUCAAAUGGCAAACCAGGAGCUUCUCCAGGGUAGCUUGCAGCUGCAGCAGCUGCUGCCCUCUCCUGCCAGGGUGAUUGACAGUCGGUGCCAGCAGCUGCCAGCUGAGCCAGCAGUAAGAGCAGAGCAGAUGAUCAGCACAUCCACUGACUCUCUCAGGCCUCUUGCUGAAUGAAGUUUAUAUGCAAGAUCAGAGUGACCUUAAGAAUAUUUAUGUUAUUAUGUUGGUCCUUUGACGGAAAAGGAAAAAGAACAAGAAAAUGAGGAUGAUAGCAACCUUUCUUUCAAUAAUAACAUACUUAAAUCUUAACUUUAAUCUGACAUUGAAACAAACCCAAAUGCAACUGGAAGACCAGAACCUACAAAACAUAUGCUCCUUGUCAUUAAUUAUAUGCAUCUGUAUAAGCUGUAGUUGUCCUCACAAGACUGUAACUGGGUAUAUAAAACUUUAAAUGAUGCUUCCCUCAUUUAGGUCAAACAAUGUGAUCCUGACAUACAGAGGUUUGUGCAAUCUGCCACUUCUAGGUUCAGAGCAGUGUAAAUCUUAUGAAGAAAUCGUUCUUGGCUGUUUCCCAAGAAAAGUGAACUCUUCCUCCUUCAGACCCUUUCCUCCUUUAGGACUUUGAAACAAUACAUCGAGCAAGAGCAGUUAAAGAUCAUUAGGGGGAGUGUCUCCAACGGCUUGUCACUGCUUCCUGUUUGUGCCACAGCUGUUCUCUGGGCUACAUCAAAUUUGAAGCCAAAAGAAUAGCCAGUUAUUUUUGUCAUGGAGUUUAACAGGGUGCACCUCUAAUGCAUCCCAAACAUAUUCUCCCUUACAACUCUGAGCUGCAAUGUCUGCUUAGAAUUAAUAUGCCACUCAGACUAAGUAACCAGUUUUAUAGAGACAUUACCUUACCAUAGAUAAAAUAAUUCAGCCAUCCUUAGGUGAAAGAAGAAACUGAGGCAUCAUCAGGAGUGAGAAAGGAGGAAAUGCACGGACUGUGCUUCAGAUAACACUCAUAUCCUGUUCUGCAGAAGGCCAAACCAGCCAGCUCUACUGGGAGCUCUCUGAAGACUGAGGGCUCUGAGGUCACAUCUCAAACGUCACCAGCCUGUUCCACGACCGUGAGGGUACAGGGCGGGAAAAGCUAAGCACAAGCCGCAGGAGGGAGACCAGUGACUGGGAAAGGUGGCGUCCCGCACCCCGAGCGCUUAUUAACACGUCAGUCUCCUGGCGGCUGCCGCACCCCUCCCGGGCCUUCGGCGCCGAGAGCCACCCGGCAGCUCGGCAGCCCGGUAGCCCGCCUGGGGAGGGGGCAGCUCCCCGCUCCCGCCGGCCGCCGCCGCUUCUCCUCAGCGGCCAGACGGCGGCCCCGCGCGCCCCUCCCGCCCCGCCACCGCGGAGAGGGGCGGGGCCGGCCGGUUGCUCUCAGCACCCGGGACAGCAGCGCGCGCCCCGGCGGCUGUUGCCAUGGCAGCCACGGCGGCGGCGGACCCCGCCCUCCCCCGCGCGCCUCGGUUGCCGCGGUGACGGCGACGUCGCGGUCAUGUCGGACCUGAGCUCGGAGCUGACCGAGGAGGCCGAGGCCGAUCUGGGGGAGUAUGAUGGUGAACGCAAUUCAGAAGGUGAGCGACAUGGACAUGGAAAAGCACGUCUCCCCAAUGGUGAUACAUAUGAUGGAGAAUAUGAACAUGGUCUCAGAAAUGGACAGGGGACCUACAGAUUUAGAAAUGGUGCUUGCUACACUGGAGGAUAUCUUCAAAACAAAAAGCAUGGCCAGGGAACUUUUUUUUAUCCAGAUGGAUCCAAAUACGAAGGAGGCUGGGUGAAUGAUCAGAGACACGGCUACGGAAAGUAUAUGUAUGCAAAUGGAGACACCUAUAUUGGAGAAUGGUUUAACAACAAUAGGCAUGGGCAAGGUACAUAUGUCUAUAAAGACACAGGAUCUAAGUAUGUUGGUGGUUGGGUAAAUGGAAACCAGGAAGGAGAAGCUGAACUUAUCCACCUAAACCAUAGAUUUAAGGGCAAGUUUUUGAAUGGAAAUCCUUUAGGUCGUGGCAAAUAUGUCUUUGAUAUUGGGUGUGAACAGCAUGGUGAAUACAUAGAAGCAGAACAGGAUAAAGGAGAAGAGGAGGAACCCUCAUUACUUGUCACACCAAAAUGGAAAGCAUCAGAAAUUACCAAAUUAACUCCUCAAGGGGAAAACACACCUUUUCCCAGAAAAACCUCCUUAGUGGUAGCAGCAGAAGCAGUGGAAGAAAGAGCAGCAGCAGCAGUAACUGAAGAGGAGAAAAUGCCAGCAACUACAGUCACUGAUGGGUCUGCUGAGGGUAGUGAUGAUGAGCCUUCCCUUCAUGAAGCAUCCAGGGAAGUUUUUAGCCCAGUAAAGUAUGCAGGAGAGGAAGAUGAGGGAAGCAGAGAAGAAGAAAACAAAGAUCAGGAGGAUCAAGGAACUACUGGUUUAGAGGAUAAGGAAGAUGAAUCAAAGGAAGCAGAGUAAUUGGACAGAACUAAAGACAAAGAGCCAAGAGUAAGCCUUUUAUUAUGGUAAACCUGCAUUAGUUUUGUUCAUAAAAGGCUGAGUUAAGAUGCUUUGAAUAAACAUUUCUGUCACUGUUCUGUCUGGAAUAUAUAUCUCUGCAACUUUUAUGAUCUCAAGCGUGUGCAGUAUCACGUGUAUGUGUGUGUGUGUUGCAGCUCAGUCACAUGUUUCUUAUUUACCAUAUAGCCUUCCUGAAGUUGUUCAGAGGAGACUCUCUACUGAUCAGGGUGAGGAAGCAGAUCUGUAAC